AUGAGCGAUAGUAAGGACAAUGUUUCACUUUUCGACCGCACGUCUGGUGCUUCAGUUGCUCCUGCUGCCACAGCUGAGCUUAGCGCCCGUUCCCAGUGGCAGACUCGUGAUGCUGCUGCUCGCCUAGCUGUUCGCAACCAUCUGCCGUUAGCCGAGCUCACGCAUUUUGGCGAACACAAAACCGCUAAGGCCCUUCACCUCCUUGUGUCUGGUCUUCCCAGGUCUCUCCCUCCCCUCCCUGCCUCGCCUGCGCCGCCCUGCCUUCCUUGUGUCGAGGGGCGGCAGCGUGCCGCUCCUCACUCCUCCUCGUUUCCCCCGACAGAGGCUCCCCUGCAGACCCUCCACCAGGACGUGUGGGGCCCAGCCCGCGUUCGUGGACAGGGCGGCGAGCGGUACUUUCUGCUGGUUGUCGACGACUACUCGCGUUACACCACGGUCUUCCCCUUGCGCACCAAGGGCGAGGUCCCUGCUAACCUGAUCCCUUGGAUCCGAGCAGUUCGUCUCCAGCUCCGCCGCAGGUUCCAGUCGGACCUUCCUGUCCUGCGUCUGCACUCUGACAGAGGUGGCUCACCGCAGCAGAAUGGGGUUGCUGAGCGCCACAUUGGCUUGGUCAUGGAGAUCGCUCGUACCUCCUUGAUCCAUGCGGCGGCUCCCCAUUUUCUGUGGCCGUUUGCGGUCCGGUAUGCCGCGCAUCAGCUCAACCUCUGGCCCCGUGUCUCCUUGCCGGACACCUCGCCCACACUGCGUUGGACGGGAGAGGUUGGCGAUGCGUCGCGUUUCCGGGUCUGGGGUGCUCGUGCCCUUGUCCGCGAUACGUCCGCGGACAAGCUCUCCUCCCGCACCAUUCCCUGUAUCUUCCUUGGCUUUGUCCGUGACGCGCCUGGCUGGCAGUUUUACCACCCCACCUCGCGCCGUGUCUUCCCUUCUCAGGACGUCACCUUUGACGAGUCGGUUCCUUUCUACCGUCUCUUCCCCUACCGCACUGCCCCUCUCCCUCCCCCGCCGCUUUUCCUCGCUCCAGCUGAUGGGGGUGACUUUGCUGCUGACGACCUGGCGGCCUACCGCCGCGCACCACGCUUGGAGACCCCUCCGGGUUUCCCGCCGCGACCGUCUUCGCCGCCUCUGCAGCCGGUUCCGGUUGACUCUGGUGCUGCUGGGGGCGGUGUUGCUCCUGGAGGUGCUGCGUCUGGGGGUGCUGAGCCUGUGCGUGAGGUGCUGGGGGGUGCAAAGCCUGGGGGUGUGGAGCCUGGGGGUGCUGAGCCUGGGGGUGCAGAGCCUGGGGGUGCUGAGCUAGAGGGUACCGGUGGUCGUGGAGGCGCUGGGAGUGCUGGUGUUUCUGGUUCUGGACGUGCUCGUACCGGGGGUACUGGAGCUGCCAGGACUGGCGGUACUGCUAGAGCUGGAGGUGCUAGUUCUGGGGGUGCUGAGUCUCCUGGCGGUCCUCCUGGUGCCGCGUCGCAGCGGCCACCUCUCUCGCGACAGCAGCUACGCGAGUGGUACGCUCAGCGCUACCGCCGUCAGAGUCGCGCUGCUGGAGGUACUGAUGCUGUAGACUCUAGCGCUGGAGGUACCGGUUCUGGGGGUGCUGCUGCUGGAGGUACUGGGGCUGGAGGCCCUGGAGCUGGUGCUGUCGACUCUGGAGUUGGAGACCCUGGAGCUGGAGGUGUUUUUUUUGGGGGUGCUGCUGCUGGAGGUACUGGAGCUGGAGAGCCUGGAGCUGGAGGUGCCGGUUCUAGGGGUGCUGCGUCUAGAGGUACUGAGACGGGAGACCCUGGAGCAGGAGGUUCUGGCGCUGGAGCUGGAGGCGCUGGAGCUGGAGGUUCUGGAGCUGCUGGAGGCGCUGGAGCUGGAGGUUUUGGAGCUGCUGUAAGCGCUGGAGCUGGAGGUUCUGGAGCUGCUGGAGGCGCUGGAGCUGGCGGUUCUGGAGCUGCUGGAGGCGCUGGAGCUGGCGGUUCUGGAGCUGCUGGAGGCGCUGGAGCUGGCGGUUCUGGAGCUGCUGGAGGCGCUGGAGCUGGCAAAUCUGGAGUUGCUGGAGGCGCUGGCGCUACUGGUGCGGGUGACACUACACAGCCGCGACUAUUCUUCUCUCCGCCGUCACCGUCGUCUCUGCCACCGCAUGACUCCGUGCUUCGCCAAGUUCUUAGCCUCCCGUCUUCUACUGGCCUCCCGUUACAGCCAGGCUCACCACUGCCUGCUCCUUCUCCUUACACUGAGCAGACCGACUCGCUUACAGAGCGUCGUGAGCCUGCGUCUCGUCCUGCCUCACCUGUUAGCGCGCGUCGCACUGGUCGUCGUGUUCCUCGUGAGCGUCCGCCUCCUGUCCCUGGCACGCACGCUAUGGCACUUCGUCCUUCCUCUGUUCCACAGCGUGUUCCCCUGCCGUCUCCUCCUGCGUCUUCUCUACCUGAAGUUCCGGACCCUGAGUCUGACCUAGUUCGUGCUGCUCACCCUACUGUCACGCAUCUGCUAGCCACUGUUGUCACUGACCCAUCGUUUGAGUCUGCUGCUGCGUCUGCCUUAGUCUCUGAGCUUGUUGACUUUGCUGUUGCCUGUCGUCUAGACCUGCUUGUCUUGUUGCUGAGUCUGAGUCUGUAUGUCCUCCGUCCGUCGGGGGGAGACCCGGAUGCACCAGACAUCCCGACCCCGCGCUCUUUUUCGGGUCCCUACUCCUCUCAGUGGCAGACAGCCAUGGACGCAGAGAUGGCAUCCUGGAAGUCCACAGGCACGUACGUCAAUGAGGUUCCUCCUCCUGGGGCGAACAUCGUCGAUGGCAUGUGGAUUUUCAGGGUGAAGCGGCCGCCGGGUUCUCCUCCUGUCUUCAAGGCUCGUUACGUUGCACGAGGCUUCAGUCAGCGAGAGGGAGUUGACUUCUUCCAGACCUUCUCCCCCACCCCGAAGAUGACUACUCUUCGGGUGCUGCUGCACGUCGCCGCUCAGCGUGACUACGAGCUUCACUCUCUCGACUUCAGCACAGCCUUCUUACAGGGCAGCCUGCACGAGGAGAUCUGGUUGCGCCGCCCACCUGGCUUCACUAGGUCGUUCCCUCCUGGUACCCAGUGGAGCCUCCAGCGGCCAGUCUACGGUCUCCGUCAGGCGCCUCGUGAGUGGCACGACACACUGAGGACGACACUUGCGGCUCUUGGGUUUGCUCCUUCGACUGCUGACCCUUCACUGUUUCUGCGCACCGACACUUCGCUGCCGCCGUUCUACAUCCUCGUGUACGUCGACGACUUGGUCUUUGCCACUGCUGACACUGAGGCACUCGCCCACGUGAAUUCGGAGCUGCAGAAGAGACACACGUGCACAGACCUGGGUGAGCUGCGCAGCUACCUUGGCUUGCAGAUCACCCAGGACAAAGCACACCGCACCAUCACCCUGACUCAGUCACACAUGGUGCAGCAGGUCCUUCAGCGCUUCGGCUUCACUUGGUCCUCGCCACAGUCCACUCCUCUGGCUACUGGUCACUCGCUCUCAGCUCCACCUUCGGACGAGUCCGUAGAGCCGAGUGGCCCGUAUCCAAAGCUUGUGGGCUGCCUCAUGUACCUGAUAACCUGCACUCGACCUGACCUUGCUUACCCUCUUAGCAUCCUGGCUCGCUACGUUGCGCCUGGGAGACACCGGCGAGAGCACAUGGAGGCUGCUAAGAGGGUGUUGCGCUACUUGUGCAGUACAUCGGGCAUGGGGCUCGUGCUUUGA
Molecule: messenger RNA, 3696 nt
Organism: Closterium sp. Yama58-4
Lineage: Eukaryota; Viridiplantae; Streptophyta; Zygnematophyceae; Desmidiales; Closteriaceae
Source: the annotation of a GenBank genome assembly